UUAUUUGUGACCCUCAUUUGGGUUCACCACAGUUAAAUUUGAAAGGGAAAUGUGGAAUGGAUUUUAUUUGGAGGACAUCUGCAGCAUGUAAUUCCUUAAAUAAAGUUAAAGAAGUUCCUUGUUAUGUUUAUGAUAAAGAUGGAAAUAAGAGAGACUUAACACAUCUUAUACAGUCAAAAGGGCAUUAUUCAGUAGAAUCUGCUUAUCCAUCAGUUGAAUUCUACAUUAAUGUUUGUUCUGAAAUAAUAGAUGAUGAAGCACCUGAAGGCAGUGCUGCUUAUCAGAAGAUUGGCAAUGAAAAAAUUACUGUUGGAAAGCUAGAUUCUGGAGUAUAUUUAGAUGGUAAUGAUUUGAAGUUAGUAUAUAAUGCUAAUUCCUCAAGCCUACCUUCUGGUUGUACUAAGGACUAUCGUGUAGUUAUUACUUUUAAGUGUCCUCCAAGAGGAAAGAGUCGCAAUCCAAGGAUCGUAUUUAUUGCAAACUGUCAGUAUGAUAUUGAAUGGGAAACAGAAUAUGCUUGUUCAGAAAAAAUCUUAAUAGGAAACUUUUCAAAAUGUACAUUUACUAGCAUGACUCAUAAAAUUGAAUUGGAUCUUAGUCCUUUAAAGAAAAUAUCAGAUUAUUAUUAUAUAAAAAGUAAUGAAACUGCAUUUGCAUUGAAUGUUUGUGGUGGUAUUGGAUCAAGCAUUUCAUGUAAUAAUCGAACGUGGAAAAGUUAUUCUGUUUGCAUGUUUGAUUCAAAGAAUAACUCUGAAAUUAUAGGAACAACAAGAGAUGCAGAAUUAAGAUUUGUUGAUGGGCAGAUCACCUUGACAUAUCCCACUCUUAAUAAUUGUAGUAAUACAGGAACUACCAAAUUAAGUGUAAUUGAAUUUGAAUGUGAUGAAGAAGCAGAUGAUAAUGGUGUUGGUAAGCCCAUAUUUUAUAUGGAAAAUAACUGCAAGUACAUUUUCAAAUGGAAGACAAAAUAUGCAUGUUUAACACAUCCAUAUAAUAAUAAUUGUUAUAUUAAUGAUGGAAAUGUCCAAAUAGAUCUAGGAGUUUUGACAAAGAAAAAUGGACCUUGGAAUGUAGUUAAUACUUUAGAUAAAGGAAAAAGUAGUUUUCUUCUAAAUGUAUGUUCUGAGAUACCGAGUUUUAAUAAUAGCUGUGAACCUGGAUCUGCUAUUUGUAAAAUAGUUUUAGAUGAUAAUGGUGUUGGUAAGCCCAUAUUUUAUAUGGAAAAUAACUGCAAGUACAUUUUCAAAUGGAAGACAAAAUAUGCAUGUUUAACACAUCCAUAUAAUAAUAAUUGUUAUAUUAAUGAUGGAAAUGUCCAAAUAGAUCUAGGAGUUUUGACAAAGAAAAAUGGACCUUGGAAUGUAGUUAAUACUUUAGAUAAAGGAAAAAGUAGUUUUCUUCUAAAUGUAUGUUCUGAGAUACCGAGUUUUAAUAAUAGCUGUGAACCUGGAUCUGCUAUUUGUAAAAUAGAUGAAAAUGGUAAAGCCAUCUCUCUUGGAAAAUCUGUUUCACCUCCUAAAUACAACAAAAAAUUUAAAACAGUAGAGUUAAUAUAUGAAAAUGGACAAUUAUGUGAAGGAGGACAUUAUUCAACUCGCAUCACUCUCUACUGUAAACCUGGUAUGUUAGACAGUUCACCAGUUUUAAAAACAGUAACUAAUAAAAGCUGCUUAUAUGAAAUUGAAUGGCAUACUGCUGCUGCUUGUCCAUUAAAAGUCAAGAAAGGAAAAGAUUGUAAAGUAUUUGAUGAUGAUUUAGGAUUUACAGUAGAUUUGAAUCCACUAAAAUCAGAUAAGAAUUAUGAAAUAAAAACAGAUAAAUAUACAUACUACUUGAAUGUUUGUGGUCCAGUUAAAGGAACAAAAUGUGAUGAAAAUGAAGGAAAAUCUCAAGCUGCUGCUUGUCAAGAAGAAUCAAAUGGAAGAUUUUGGAAGUUAGGUGAACCUAAUUCUGAAUUAUUCUAUGUUGAUGGCAUGAUAAAUCUAACAUAUGCUCAUGGAUCUCCUUAUAAUGAUGAAAAUAAAACACCUCGUUUAACUUCAGUUACUUUCCUUUGUGAUCAUAAUGCUGGGAUUGGUAAACCAGAAUUUAUUAAAGAGAUAAACCAAGCAUAUUCUUUUCAAUGGAAGACCAGUUAUGCAUGUCCAACUAGUAAUGUGGCAAACUGUUUAUUAAAAAAUCCUAAAAAUGGAGUUCUCUAUGAUUUCUCCAGACUGACUAAAACUGUUCAAGAAGGUAACUGGAUAGUAAAUCAAAAUACUAAUGGGAAAAAAAGAAAAUUUUAUUUAAAUGUUUGCCAGCCAUUAAAUCCUGUUAUAGAAUCAUGUUCAUCUGAUUCAUUUGCUUGUGUAAUAGAAACAAAUGAAGAGGGAGAUACAUCUGUCCAUAACUUAGGGAACAAGAUGACAGAACUAGAAUUUAAAAAUCAAGGGCAUUUAACAGUGAAAUAUACUUCUGGUGAUCCUUGUACAUCAUUUGGUAAAGCAGAUAAUUAUACAACAACAAUUCAUUUCUUAUGUGAUCAAAGGGUAGAAGAAUUAAGAUUCUUAAAUUUGUUGGGAAAUUGUGAAUACAUGUUUUUGUGGUCAACAGAAGCCGCUUGUGGUGUAAAAUCUGAAAUAUCUAAAAAUAAAUGCACCAUCGUUGAUCCAUUAACUGAAUAUACAUUAGAUUUACAAUCUUUAAAGAGUGAUCAUGGUUACAGUGUUACUGCUGAUUCUCGUACUUUUAAGUUAAAUAUAUGUGGAACUGCUGAUGGAUGCACAUUUGAAGGAAAAAAUGUAUCUGUUUGUGAAUUAAAUGAAGGAAAACCUCAUAAUAUUCUUGGAUUACUAAAUGAUUACUAUUUGGAAUUGUCUGAUGAUGAAAUUAUAACACUUGUUUAUGAAGGAAUUUUUAAUCAAGCAACAGGCAUUGUAUCAAAAGUUUAUGUUGAAUUACCAUGUAAACAAGGAGUAAGACAGAAGGAAAUUAAAUUUAUUCGUCAAGACGGCAAUGCUUACUUUUUUGAAUUAGAAACUUCACUUUCAUGUUUUCCUAAUCACAUUGAUUGCUCAUUUAGUGAUUCUUUUGGUAAUAGUUAUGAUUUAAAAUCUCUACUUAGAUGGAAAAAUGACAAUUGGGAAGCUGUAGACAUUCAUUCAAAUGAUAAAUAUCAUAUAAACUUUUGUAAACCAUUGAAUCCAACAUCAUUUUAUACAUGUCCAGCUGGAGAAGUUAUGUCAUGUCAAACAUCCCAUGAUGGAAAGGAAGGCUUCAGUUUAGGAUACAUUCAAGAGAAACCAAUUGUACAUUCUCAAGGAAUUAUUACUUUGAAAUAUAAAGGUGGCACACUCUGUGAUGAAGGACAGUUUAAUCGUAGCACAAGAAUAAAUCUCAAAUGUUCAACUGUGCAGAAAGAUUUGGUUUUUGUGGGAAAAACAGUAGAUUGUGUGUACAUUUUUUCUAUGGAUACACCUGCUGCAUGUCCAAUUAAGAAUGUAGAUGGCUUCCACUGUGCUGUUAAAAUACCAAAGUAUGAAUACACUAUAGAUUUAUCUUCAUUACAUCAAGAAAUUGGAGAAUAUCGUGUUAAGCAUAAAGAAUAUGAAUAUAUUCUUAAUGUGUGUGGUGAAAUAAAAAAUGCCUCUGGAAAAUGUAAAGGAGCUGCAGUUUGUCAGACAAAACUUUCAGAUACUGAUUUUGCUAUUAAUGCAGGAAUGCCAAAUUCUAACUUGCUUUAUGAUGAUGGGGUUGUUCAAUUGAUAUAUGAAUCUGGAAAAGGAAAUUGCCAUCGUAAAUAUAAUAGGUCAACAGUAAUUAUUUUUACAUGUGACAGCUCUACAAAUGGUGCAAAAGGGCCAAUAUUUUUAGAAGAAAAAGAAGACUGUACUUAUGUGUUUGAAUGGCCAACUUCUCUCGUAUGUUUACCUUAUUCACUUCACCAAUGUAGUGUUGAUGAUGGAGACUUCCAUUAUGAUCUCAGUCCACUAUCAUUACCUGAUGAUAAUUAUAUGAUAAGUCAUGGACAGAAUUUAGUAUUUGUCAUUAAUGUCUGUAGAUCUAUAGUGACAAAAAGUGGAAUACAAUGUUCAUCAUCUGGUGCUUGUGUAAUUGAUUAUUCAGACUUUACAAAACAUUCUAAAACAAAUGAAACUUCAAUAGGAAAAGCUAGUUCUCCUUAUAUUGAAAAUGGUAAAUUGAAAUUACGUUAUAUGCAAGGUAACCAAUGUAAACUUUUUUCUGGUGAAGAAACAAAUAUGGAAACAGUCAUUGAAUUUGAAUGUGAAAAAAAGAAUUUGGAUAGUGAACCACAAUUUAUUGGAAUGGAAAAUUGUACAUACUACUUCUCUUGGUCAACAGCAUAUGCUUGUCCUGUUGAAGAUAAGGAUGAUUCAGAAAACUGUGUUGUAGAAAAUCCUACUACAGGUUUUAAAUAUAAUUUAUCAUCAUUAAAGAAAGUUGGGUCAUAUGAAGUUAUGACUUCAAAUUCAGAACAUAAGUAUUAUCUCAAUGUAUGUGGUGCUAUAAAAAAUAGUACUUGUGGACCAAAUGUUGGAUCUUGUCAAGAAGAUGAAGAAAGUAAUAAAAGAUGGAAUGCAGGCCUAGCAAAUUCUAAAUUAAAUUUUCAUGAAGGAGUAUUGACUUUAAAUUAUAGUGGUGGGGAUAUUUGUCAUGGAAAGUAUUCACGUCAUACUAUAAUAGAAUUCAAGUGUGGUAGUGGAGAAGGAAAGCCCAUGUUUCAGUUUGAAUCUGAAGAUUGUACUUAUUAUUUUAUUUGGUCAACAUCAUUAGCUUGUGAAAACAAAAAACAUUGCAUAAUUUCAAAUGGUUCAGAGUCAUAUGAUUUAACACCAUUAAGCAAGUCAACUUAUACUGUAAAUGAUUUAACGGGUAAAAAUGAUUUAUAUUAUUUAAGUGUAUGUGAUUCAGUCAACAUAAAUGGAAUAGGUUGUCCUCCAGAUGCUGGAAUUUGCAAAAUUAAUAAAGUCAAUAAAUCAGCUACAAGUCUUGGAAUUCCAACAUCACCAAUGAUUGAUUUUGAAGGCUAUGUAACAAUACUUUAUCCAUUUGGAUCAUUGUGUGAAAAUGGGAAGAAAAAACUGACAUCAAGAAUUAAAUUUAUUUGCGAUACUUCAACAGAAAUGGGUGAACCUGAACUGAUAACUUCUGAAGAAGAUUGCCAUUAUGAAUUUGAAUGGAAAACUAAUCUUGUGUGUCCAAAAAGUAAUAUUACUGAAAAUCCUUCAGUUAUUAAUUGUGUUUACAGAGAUGCUAACAAAGGGAUUGACAUUGAUCUUUCACCAUUAAGAAAAGUUAAUUCUUCAUAUGUGGUGAAAAGUAAACGUAAUACAUAUUUACUGAAUAUCUGUGGAUCAGUUAAUUCAUCAAAAUCAGGUUGUUCUUCUGCUGCUGUUUGUCGCCAAGUUCAACAUAUAACUGAGAAUGAAAAUUUUGGUUCUGUAAAUAGUGCCAGUCUUUCAUAUAAUGCUGAAACAUUGACAUUGAAUUACGCUGAAGGAGGUAGUUGUAUUAUGAGUUCAUCUAGAAAACGAUUUACAAACAUCUUAUUUUCCUGUAAUCCAAAAGCUGGAACUGGAGAACCAAAAGUCUUGAAGGAAACAGCAUGUUUUGCAGUUUUUAAAUGGGAGACAAAUUUAGUUUGUAGAAGUUAUCAAAGGCCAUGUUCUUUUAAUGCACAAGGUCAACACUAUGAUUUUCAGUUAUUAUCAAGUUUAAGCCAUGACUGGAAUACAACAGAUAGUGAAGGAAAUAUAUACUGGUUGAAUUUGUGUAGAGAAACUAAGAUUAAUAAAGAUUACUUAACUUGCCAAAAUUCACCUGUAUGUAGAAAGGAUACUAAGGGUAAUGUUGCUUCUUUAGGAAAGUCACAGUCUCAAGAAUUUCAUAUUGAUAGUAAUCAUAAUAUUCUUCUAAGCUAUGCAGAUGGAAGUGAUUCAGUCUGCCCACGUAAAAAUACAUAUGCAAAAACAAAUAUCAAAUUCAUUUGUGGUAAUACAUUGAGUACUCCAAAAUAUACAUCAGGUCCUAAUGAUGAAUGUGUGUUUGAAUUUUUAUGGAAAACUAGAAUUGCAUGUGCAGAAGAAAACUUAUUUAUUUUUAAUUGUUUAGGUAAUCAUAAUAUUCUUCUAAGCUAUGCAGAUGGAAGUGAUUCAGUCUGCCCACGUAAAAAUACAUAUGCAAAAACAAAUAUCAAAUUCAUUUGUGGUAAUACAUUGAGUACUCCAAAAUAUACAUCAGGUCCUAAUGAUGAAUGUGUGUUUGAAUUUUUAUGGAAAACUAGAAUUGCAUGUGCAGAAGAAAAGAAAGAAGUUAGGUUAGAAAAAAAUGGUAUAAUAUAUGAACCAAGAUUAAACAUGAAUAUUGAUCUCUCUCCUCUACUAAACAAAACAUACUUUAUUGAAGGAAUUCAUCAUGAUGAAACGUACAUAUAUGUUAUUAAUAUACAGAAAGGAACCGGUGCAGUUACAUCAGAAGCAUGUCAGAAUGCAGCUGUAUGUCAAACAAAACAGCAAGAAAAGUUUUUUAGAGAUAUUGGAUCUUUAGCAACUAGAACAUUCUAUUUAAAAGGUACCGAGUUGCAAUUGGAAUUGACUUCAUUAGGAAGAAAGUGUGGUAAAAAUGAAAAUAAAAACGUUACUACAAUAAUAAAUUUUGUUUGUGUUGAAGAUGCUGGAGAGGGAAGACCACUGUUUUAUUAUGAAUCUGGAAAUUGUGAUUAUCUGUUUGAAUGGGAAACUGCAUUAGCUUGUGUAAAUAAUUUCAAAUCUGUCACUGAUUAUCAUUCAGCAUCAGAUGAAACUGAAAAAGUGUCAGCAUCAGUUACUGCACAUGUUAUUGUUGCAUUACUUUUCACCGGUAUCUUCCUAAGUCUAAUCAUUUUUAUUGUCUCGAAAGAAGAGAGAAGAUAUGCUGUGAAGCACAAAGUCUCAAGGAUUUUCUCAUAUAUAUCUUCUUCAAAAUGUUUCAGAAGGAAUGAUAGUGAAUCGUUACCGCUCUCCUCUUCUGUAAUUACUGCUUAUCACGACGAUAGCGACGUGGAGAUUCUGACAUGAGAUAUAAAAUAAGUUGUUGCAGUGGAAGUUGGUCACAAACAGUAUUACAUCUUACAGUGAUCAUCUUUGAUACACUAAAAUUAAAUUCUUGGAAGAUCAAUGUGCCUUUUCAUGGUUCAUGUUAAACUUUUAUUGUGAUACACACAAUAGGUGUUGGUUGAAAUUCACUAUUUUUUUUAAUGAAUCCAAGAAGAUCACUCAUUUUUCUGUGUACUUUCUUUGCAUCUAGUCCUAACGAACUAUUUUCUAAGAUUAAAUGUGCACCAGUUGAACAAACUUUUAUAUUACCAAAAACCUAAUUUGUGAUCCUGUUCAGCUGUUACACAGUUUAUAAAUAAUGCAAUGUUAUUUAUUUUAGCACUUUAAAUUAAAUUAUCGUUUUUGUAAAGGGAGGUUAUAUAAAUAUAUUUAAUUUGUUGAUACCAUAAGAUUAUGGAAAUGGUUUUUUAAUUUAAAAAAAAACAUUCAGUAAUUUUAAUGGGUGUUUUUUACAUUCCAUCUAAUGUACAUUUGAAAAAUAAAAA
Messenger RNA from Centruroides sculpturatus (bark scorpion), 7579 nucleotides. RefSeq names its product cation-independent mannose-6-phosphate receptor-like. Gene Ontology annotation, molecular function: D-mannose binding; insulin-like growth factor binding; signaling receptor activity. Lineage: Eukaryota; Metazoa; Arthropoda; Arachnida; Scorpiones; Buthidae. The record is from RefSeq and is a predicted model, not a curated record. The coding region runs from base 57 to 7055 and encodes 2332 amino acids. Gene Ontology annotation, biological process: lysosomal transport. The transcript has 44 exons. Gene Ontology annotation, cellular component: late endosome; trans-Golgi network; plasma membrane.